AAUUCGAAAUUCAUGUUAAAAAAAGUAUUUUCACUUAAAGUGUCGAAAAGAUGUUGAAAUCUGCUGUGUAAACUUUUUAAUCUCUCAGCAUGUGGCAAAUUUUAGUAUAUAGACAUGUAGGUAUAUGCAUAAAAACAGCAAGAAAAGAAUGAAAAAAAGAACAAGUACUAAGAAAAAGAUAAAAGAUAAUUUGGAGCAUACAAAGAAAUGAGUGCAGGAACUCGAAAUAUUGGAGAAACAUUUGUAAAUAAUGGAAGGUGAACAGCAUCACUAUGAUUUGAGGAGCCGGAGUAGAUCGAGAUCUCAUACUCCAAUGAUAUUCAAUCAGUUAACCGAGGCGGAGUAUGAACACCAUUAUGCUUUGCGAAGUAAAGAAAGUAGAGAAAGGUCCCAUACUCCUAUUGAAGUAUCUAGCAGUAGGAGAUCAGGUUCACGAUCUCUACCUAGCAGUGUUAUGAAGCAGAAAGACCAGAAUAUGGAAACGAUAUCAGAAAAUCGAGAAGAAAUUCAACCGGAAGGGGAAAAUGAGAAUGGACGGGAGAAAUCUAUUUCUACUGUGAAAAAACCUGAAAGGAGAUCUGAGAGACAAAGAGUCAAGCGAAAAAUUUUUGCCAACGGUCAGGAAGAGUCAAAAGAAGGAACGUCUGGUGAAAAAACAGAACAGAAGCGCAGAAGUAUGACACCCAAAAAGACAGUGACGAGUGAUUAUUCAUCAGAAGAAGGAGAAAGAGAAGAUCCACCAAGUAGACCUGGAUCAGCUUAUGAAAUAUAUAAGCAGGCUGGGGAUUGGUGGAAUGUCUUUCCAAAAACUGAUUAUACAUAUUCACAAACAUCUCAGUGUCGCUAUGAAAUAGCACCGGGUGUGAUGGCAAUGCCUAAUAUGUCUCGGCCAUCUAUACACUCAGAUUGUAGUAGUGCUAGCAGUACUUUGUCAUCGAGUCAACGGAAUUCAAGCCAAUUGAUUGAAUGCAGAGAGGGCCACGUAGAUUCCUUAGACGGUGAACUCAGUGAUACCAUUGAACAAAAUCGUCUUAACGAAGAAAAUGCACGUUUAUUAUCAUACGAUAUGAAAAAUUCUUCUGCACGUUUAGUUUACAAACAAACUCAAAUUGAGAGAUUUAGUCAUCAUGCCACAGUUUUCUAUGGCGAUUCGAACAACUUACAACAUCGCUUUUCGCAGGUCGACUCUGAUACUGAACUCGAUGAAGCAAUACCACAUAGAUUGCAUAGUCAGAGUAAUAAGUGGUGGAUAACUAGGUGGUUUCAAACAACAACAAGCAUAAUAAUAUUGUUAUUUGUUAAUAUAUUUGAAUUUAUUAAUAGUAAAAUACUCAGGAGAAAGUCAGUUUCUACUAGUCAUUAUCAAUAUCGAGAAUCUAGAUGGUCUAACACGUGGACUCAACUUGAUUAUGCUUUACAGUACGUGUACCUGUUUUUAAUAAAAGUACUUUUUCUCGAUUCUUGGCUGCUAAGUCGUGGUGCAAACUUCCGUAAAAACUUCUUAGCACGACGUUCAAAAUUAAUCUGGUUACUUUUAUUGCCCUUACUUUCAUUGGCAGGUUGUUGGUUCAUCACAAAUGCACAAACAAUUAUAUCUACACUUCCAAAUGUUCUUCCGAUGUAUGUAAUCAAUGAAAAAAAGACAACCUCUAUUUAUCCAAAUGAUAAACUAAGAGAGGAGUUAAGUGCUAAUUCCAACGGUGCGGCUUAUGAUGAAAUACGCCGAUCCAUAGCUGUAUUAAUGGAACGAAUAGAUAAAUUAGAGGCUUCCAAUAAUAAUGAAAAGGAAUUGAUAGAAAAUAUUACUGAAAUGGUAGACAAAGCAGAAACAUAUAAAAAAGACAACUGGGAACUUUAUAAUAAAAAAUUAUCUCAUUUGGAGGAAAAAAUAAAUAAUAGAAACGUUGAUACAACAAAUGAUGAAUUAACAACUAUAAAACUAGAAUUUAACAAUCUCCAAAAACUCUACGCACAGUUAAAGAUAGAUUGUGAUAAAAAUACCAUAUCAUUGUCCAAUUAUAAUUAUGCUUUGGAGGAAGAUGUAAGAAAAAUAGUCGCUAGAUAUUUUACAACAGAAGUAUCUAGAGAAGAAAUUGAAAAAAUCGUUAGAGAUGUUAUUAUAGAGAGUAAUAAUAUUGUUAGAAAUACUACAAACUCUUUAAACGAAGUUACUAAUAUAAAAGAAGAGUGUCAAAGUGAUUGUAAAAAGAGUGAAAACUUGGUUUCAUUAUCAGAGGAACAAAUGAAAAAAUUAGUAAAGGAAAUUUUAAAAAUUUAUGAUGCUGAUAAGACGGGAAGAGUCGAUUAUGCUUUGGAGUCCGCUGGAGGGCAAAUAAUUUCCAUUCGUUGUACUCAACGGUAUAAUGUGAAUACCAGAGCCUUUAAAGUCCUUGGCUUCACAUUGUUUUAUGAAAGUGGUGAUCCUAGGACCGUAAUUCAGGGACAUCAAUUACAACCAGGAGUAUGUUGGGCAUUCCAAGAUUUCCCUGGGUAUCUUUUAAUAAAAUUACGAAGCUCAAUAUUAGUUACUGGAUUUACUUUGGAGCAUGUUCCAAAGUCUAUUUUACCAAACAAUGAAAUCAAAAGUGCGCCUAAAAAGUUUAAUGUAUGGGGUUUGAAGCGAGAAAAUGAUGCAAACCCAGUUCUUUUUGGUGAAUAUGAAUAUUUAGAUAAUGAUGAAAGUUUGCAAUAUUUUCCGGUUCAGAAUAAAGAAAUUACUGAGCCUUAUGAGUAUGUCGAGUUGAGGAUACACAGUAAUCAUGGGCAGCUUGAAUACACUUGUCUUUAUAGGUUUAGAGUUCAUGGAAUGCCUCAAUAAAAGUCCAAUGAACAUUAAAUUAUUAUAAAUUAAAUUAUUAAAAUUAUUUUAUCAACAAGACAUUUUAAGUCUUAAAAAAUACAUACAGUAAUUAUUGAUACUAAUGAAAAUUAAAAUUUCAAUUAAAACCCGCGUGCCUUGAACAUUUAUAAAUAAAAGAAAGCUAUAAUCGUGUGAUUUUUAAUUAUGUCUGAUGAAAAAUUGCAUGACUUAUGACAGUAGAUGAAAACACAGUUUCAAAAAAUUGUACAAAUAAUUAGUUUAAAGAAAUGAGCGCAAAAUUUUUUAUAUUAAAAAUAACGCGAUAAAAAUUAUGAUUAGUUCAAUCCUAACAUUAAUUUUAUAUUAAUGAGAGUUGAAAAAACAGAAUUUCUUUCAUAAAAAUUUUUUGUUUACUUUUAGUGUCAUGUUUAAUUUAAAUUAUACUAAUUAUGUAGACAAAAUGAUAAUUUAAUACUUAUAACUUAGUUAUUAAGAAACUUAAGCAACAUCACCCAAAGUCAAAAUAAGUUGUAAUUAUCAUCCUAUAAAGUACAAAUUACAAAGAAAUCCUUGUUUUAUGAUUUCUAGCAUAAAUAAUUUUAUUACAACUUAACAUUAUUAUAUUAUAAAUGUAGGGAUAAUAACACCAAGAAUAAUAUUACUUAUAAUUUGCAUUUGUCUGAAUAUUUGUAAUCUUUUUUAUUGCGAAGAUAUGCCUCAAGAAAUCACGUACAAUGAGGGGCUACAAAUUGUGAUUGAUAUUUUACUAAAAAAUUCAAAUAAAUAAAGUAAAUAGACUAAUAGAUAGAAAUUACCCAGAGGAUGGACGAAUUAUUUAAAUUAUUGAAGAAUAAAAAUUUAAACGUAUUGCAAAAAUAUAUUGUGAGCUCUAAGUUAAUAAGAUCUAAUUAAUUGGAAAAAUACUAAACUCUUUUAAUAUAAAUUAAUUUUGUACAUAUAAUGAUUUUUUUCUUUUGUUAAUCUUUUGGUCAUAACUGUCAAUAUAUUGACGUGUUUACCCGAAGUGAUUUGUAAAUCAGUAAAUUUAUCAAAUUUUCACAGCCUAGUUUGGGUGCUUGUCCAUUGAUCUCAACUAGCAAAAUUUGCAUAAUGCUAUCGAAUUAUUUUUGUGUGCUUUUAAUUUUGUAUUCGACCUAAAGAUUUUCAGUUAAUUGUGAGAAAGAAAUUUUGAUAUUAAAUAAAUACUUUUGGAAAUACGUACAUUAAUUGAUAAUUAAUAAUUUAUUAACGAAUAGCACUUGCACGAUGUCAGAUUAUUUUUUUAUGCUUUUUGAUGAUGCUUUAAGAUGUUUUGUGUUUUGUACAAACUGUGUAGAUAGUGAAUCAAUUGUGUUGUGUUCUAAAGGUGUUUAAAGCACUAUUUUUUGAGACGAAAGAAUACCCAGCUAUUAAUGUACAGUUAAUUAUUGUAGAUAUAAUAAAAUAAAACAAAAAUUCUUACAUA
This is a messenger RNA of Chelonus insularis, 4265 nucleotides long. RefSeq lists its product as uncharacterized. Gene Ontology annotation, molecular function: protein-membrane adaptor activity. The record is from RefSeq and is a predicted model, not a curated record. Gene Ontology annotation, cellular component: meiotic nuclear membrane microtubule tethering complex; nuclear envelope. The transcript has 10 exons. Lineage: Eukaryota; Metazoa; Arthropoda; Insecta; Hymenoptera; Braconidae. Bases 251 to 2818 code for a protein of 855 amino acids.